AUGCUUUGGGGAGCAAGAGUAGGCCUGUGUGGACUUCACCAAAGACUCGCUUCAGGAUCCAAGUAUUUACCGCCGAUUGUUUAUCAUCAUCGCAACAUGUCUUCGACCGGAUCAACACAGUUGAAACGCCCGAUUUCGCUACUGGGAUCGAUGGCGUUUGGGGGGCGUGCUGACGCUGAGACAAGCACAAACAUGGUGAAAGCCUACUUGGAGCGCGGCCACAAUGACUUGGACACUGCCUUCAUGUACACAGACGGACAGGCAGAAACUAUCAUUGGGGGAAUGAAUCUACCCAAAACGGGUAACGAACACAGCUUUAAUAGCCUACUGUCUAGUAAACUAACAUUGUAAACAAAAGUAACAUUAUAAUCUGAGUAGGCUAUGUUGCACCACUGCUGCAAGUGUUUUUAUUUCACCAGAUGCCAUGCAUACUAGUAGUAAUUGUAACUACAAAUAUGUGAGUGAGUGCAUUAAAAGUUCAAUCAUACUGGUACAUAAUGUGUGCCCAGAUGACAAAACUGCAAACUACAAUGUUACAAACCACUGCUAUAUUACCAGUAUGACUUCUUCUUACACAUGUUAUAUGACCCAAUUGGAUCUUAUCAGCCAUGUUUGUGUUUAUUGCCUGUAUCUACAGUGAGCAUUGCCACCAAGGCCAACCCCUGGGACGGAAAGACCCUGAAACCAGAGAGUGUGCGUUCCCAGCUAGACACCUCUCUGAAGAGGCUGCGUACACAGUGUGUGGACCUCUUCUACCUCCAUGCUCCAGACCAUCAGAACCCCAUCCAGGACACACUGCAGGCCUGCCAUGAGCUCCACGAAGAGGUACCGGCCCAGAGGGCAACCCUCCCCACACCCACCACGUAAUACAAGCAUAUUUCACACCACCUGGCUCUUUUGUAGACAUGGCAUUUAUUGCUAUGUUGGUUUUCAGGGGAAAUACAAGGAGCUUGGUUUAUCAAACUAUGCUGCAUGGGAAGUGGCUGAAAUCUUUACCAUCUGCCGACACAACAACUGGAUCCUUCCCACUGUUUAUCAGGUAACACGCACAGAAAGUCUACAUCUGUAAUUUAACACACUGCCUUCGUUCAAAAUAGAUAUUAUUAAAUAGUAACUAUGUUCUAAAUGCUGUUUAUCAUUUCCUUAACCAUAACUGUGCCUUUCUGCAGGGAAUGUACAAUGCCACCACACGACAGGUGGAGACAGAGCUGCUACCAUGUCUGAGAUACUACGGCAUCAGAUUCUACGCAUACAACCCUCUAGCAGGUACUGUGCAUCUAUAUAACUAUCUAUAAUGCCUUUAACAUGACAAGAUAUUAAGAGUAUCAUAAAUAAUCUCAAUGUCUAGUGUGAGAACCUGGUAUAACAUUCACUCAGCUCUUCUGUGCAACCAGGGGGCCUUCUCACAGGGAAGUACCAUUAUCAGGACAAAGAAGUUUCUCAGCCUUCAGGACGAUUCUUUGGUAACAACUGGGCUGGUGCUUACAGAGACAGGUGAGAUAACAGAAAAUGGUUUUAAUAAACUAGUAUGGUCAUAGUAGUUACAAUAAAAACAUGAUUUGCCCAGAUUACCUGUACACUAGAUACAAUUAAACAUUACAUUUGGAUGAUUUAUGUGUUGUGUGUCAGGUACUGGAAGGAGAGCCACUUCCAGGCGAUAGACCUUGUUCAGAAGGCCAUGGAGACAGCAUAUGGCUCAGACAAACCCCCCAUGACAUCUGCUGCUCUACGCUGGAUGUACCACCACUCCCACCUCAAGGUAACCGACCACAUGCAAUAAUAAAAACAGGGACAACCCGCUAGGUCACUUUGGCUGCAUUUACACAGGCAGCCUAAUUCUGACCUUUUUCCACUAAUUGGUCUUUUGACCAAUCAGAUCAGCUCUUUUGCCAAUAAUUGGGCAAAAGAUCAGAAUUGGGCUGCUGUGAAAACGCAGCCAAUGAUUACAAAUCAAAUGUUUUUUUAUAAUGUGAAAAGGAUAAUUGUCACUCAAAAUGUCAGCAGUACUAUUUAAACAAUCUUAAACAUAAGUUUAAUAAAAAAUAGUGUGUUGUAUGUAGUGCUAAUUGUUGGGUCCUCUUGUACCUGGGCUUUGUCUCCACUGUUCCAGGGUGAUUUGGGAGAUGGUGUCAUCAUUGGGAUGUCCAGCAUGGAGCAGCUAGAGCAAAACCUGUCUGCAUCUGAGGAGGGGCCUCUGGAUGAGCGUGUGGUGGAGGCCUUCAAACAUGCCUGGGACCUGGUGGCCCAUGAGUGCCCCAAUUACUUCCGCUAG
Coregonus sp. 'balchen' is the source of this 2272-nucleotide messenger RNA. NCBI's taxonomy places the organism in Eukaryota, Metazoa, Chordata, Actinopteri, Salmoniformes, Salmonidae. The record is from the annotation of a GenBank genome assembly.